Mustela lutreola (European mink) is the source of this 1344-nucleotide messenger RNA. RefSeq names its product uroplakin 3B (gene UPK3B). The transcript is spliced from 6 exons. The coding region runs from base 119 to 964 and encodes 281 amino acids. The record is from RefSeq and is a predicted model, not a curated record. Lineage: Eukaryota; Metazoa; Chordata; Mammalia; Carnivora; Mustelidae.
GCCUCCAGCUGCAGCAGGACUAACCAGCUCCUCCAGGCGCUGGGGGCGGGUGUGGCAGGAGGAAGCAGAUCAGCCCCAGGCUGUGGAUGUGGGAGAAGGGCGAGCUCAGGGGGCCAUCAUGGGGUUCCCCCAGAGGCAGCCUGGCCUAUCGCGGCUGUUCCUCCUCGCCGGGGCACUGGUCUGGCCCCUGCCUUGUAUGAGCCUGGAGCUGAUCCCCUACACACCACAGAUAACAGCUUGGGACCUAGAAGGGAAGGUCACAGCCACCACGUUCUCCCUGGAGCAGCCUCGCUGUGUCCUGGACGGGCUUGCCGACGUUGCCAGCACCAUCUGGCUGGUGGUGGCCUUCAGCAACGCCUCCAGAGACUUCCAGAACCCACAGACGCGAGCUGAGAUCCCAGCCUUCCCACGGCUGCUGACGGAGGGGCACUAUAUGACACUGCCGCUGUCCCUGGACCAGCUGCCCUGUCAGGAGCCCGCGGGCGGCGGCAGGGACAUCCCCUUGCUGCGGGUGGGCAAUGACCCCGGCUGCCUUGCUGACCUCCUCCAGCCGCCCUACUGCAACAGCCCGCUCCCCAGCCCCGGACCGUACAGGGUGAAGUUCCUCCUGAUGGACGCCAGUAGCUCACCCCAGGCCGAGACCAGGUGGUCCGACCCCAUCGCUCUUCACCAAGGGAAGUCGCCAGCCUCCAUCGACACGUGGCCAGGGCGACGCAGUGGUGCUAUGAUCGUCAUCACCUCUGUCCUCUCCUCCCUGGCCGGCCUCCUGCUCCUGGCCUUCCUGGCAGCGUCCACCACACGCUUCUCCAGCCUGUGGUGGCCGGAGGAGGCCCCGGAGCAGCUGAGAAUUGGCUCCUUCAUGGGGAAGCGCUACAUGACCCACCACAUCCCACCAAGCGAAGCCGCCACCCUGCCCGUGGGCUGUGAGCCUGGCCUGGACCCCCUCCCCAGCCUCAGCCCCUAGCCUGGCCCUUGUGGCUGGGGCGUGCGUGGCUGUGGCCAGUGUGGGGACAAGGACUUGGUAGUCAUUCCCAGCCCCUGCACCCUCCUCCUCACCCCGGCCUACAGUCCCACGGAUGCAGGACAGAUGUCAGGGUUCUAGACGUCUUUGGUGCAAAAAGGGGGUUUUAUUCAAGCACAGGGACAGGACCCAUGGGCAGGGAAAGCAGUACCGGGGUGGUGAGGAGUGGCCCGUUAUAGAUACUUUCGAGUUGGGAGGGCUUAGGGAGAGCGUAAGUCUCUAAGGAAUUUUGGAAGCAAGGUCUCCAGGGUCCUGAGGGGGCUAGCUGUUGUUAGGAAAAGGUCAUUUAUUACUGUUUAGUAAAAACUGUCACGAGAUUCUUC